AUGGGAAUCGAAGAAUUCAAGUUUCCAUUCUCUCCGUACACUGUCCAGGUGCAACUUAUGACAGCCGUGUACGGGGCCCUAUGUGACGGCGCAGUCGGGAUCUUCGAGAGCCCCACUGGAACAGGAAAGUCAAUGAGUCUCAUUUGCAGCAGCUUGAGGUGGCUGAAAGAGAAUCCUGUCUACGUUAAGGAAGACACGACACACAUGGGCUUGAAAGAUGACGACGUCCCAGAUUGGGUACUCGAACACACACGGAAGAGAGAAAAGCAAGAGAGAGAUAUGGCGAUCAGUAUGGAGAAGGAUCGGCUAGACACAGCCAGAAAGCGCAUGGCUGAUGACGCAAGAGAAAGAUCUAUGCAUCGAUCCAAAGACCACAAAGCAUCGAAACCUACAUUUCAUUCCAAGAGAUCAAGUGGUGGUUCAGGGGACAGCUCAAAGGCAAACGAUCAUAACAAGGAUGAUGUCAAGUUGCUGCUCUCAGAUGAAGAAAACGAUGAUCAGAAGAUACUUCGAUCGGCCCUGGAUUCGCUUUUUCAAAAACCGGAGAAUGAGGAUCGGCUGGAAGAUGAAUACGACGUCAGGAAGGUCAUCUACUGCAGUAGGACACACUCGCAGCUGUCGCAAUUUAUGAAUGAGGUCAAAAGAACUCAAUGGGGUAAGGACUUGAAAGCUGUUUCGCUAGCAUCUCGGAAAGGAAUGUGCAUAAACCCGAAGGUAUCUAGUUUGAAGUCAAGCACAAGGAUCAAUGCAGCUUGCCUGGAUUUACAGAAAGGCGUCGAGGAUACAGAGUCAAACAUUGAGGAUGCUCCGUCUGCAUUGAAAGCGAAGAAGAAGAAAUCAAACUGUCCAUUUUAUGACCAGGAUCGUCAGCUAGAUCUGCGUGACAUGAUCUUGGCAAGAGUUCAAGACAUCGAGGACAUCGUAGAAAAUGGCAAGAAAGUGCAAUGCUGUCCUUACUACGCAUCUAGGGCAGCAAUCCGAGCAGCUGAGCUGGUGACGAUCCCUUAUACUUCGUUGGUUCAUAAGGCGACUAGAGAAGCGCUGGGGUUGAAACUGGAAGGGAAUGUUGUAAUAAUCGAUGAAGCUCACAAUUUGAUCGAGGCAGUAACGACUACGCACAGCUCGACGUUGUCCUACUCCGCCAUCACACUCCUCAAGUCGCUGUUCUCAGACUACUUGGAGAGAUUCUGCACACGUUUGUCGGCAAAGAACGCAGAGAAUGUGAGGCUGAUCAUAUUGGUUCUGAAGAAAUUGGAUCAGUAUAUGAUCGACAGUGAGUCAAAAGGAUCUGAGAAAGGAUCGUUGAAGAAAACUUCGGGGGAGGGGAAGCCAGUGGUUGGCAAAACUGUAUCAGUUGCAGAAUUUUGUAUCAUGGCAGGCAUCGAUAAUGUAAAUUUUUUCCAGUUGCUGCGAUAUUUCGACAAGUCAAAAAUAUUGCAGAAACUGCAUGGAUUCUAUGAAAAGCGGCUGGCCGAAUAUCAUGAGAAGGCUGGAUUUGAUGGCGAAGAUGAGCUUGAUGAAGCGACGGGCAAACUGAGUCUGUCGUACCAGCUGCUGAAUGCAUCGACUCACUUCAAGGAGAUCUUGCAGCAGGCUCAUUCGGUCGUGCUCGCUGGAGGCACCAUGCAGCCAAUGGCGGAGUAUGUUCAACAGCUCAUGCCAUCCAUUCAGCCUUCACGUUUCCGCACGCUAUCAGUCGGGCAUGUCAUCCCCAAAGAGAACAUCUUGCCGCUCACAGUAUCCACUGGACCGACGGGCCUCAAGUUUGACUUUCGCCACGGAACAAGAUCAGAUCCAACGCAAAAAUCAGAGAUUGGAAGACUGAUCGUCAACAUUUGUGGGUUGACUCCAGAUGGAAUCGUGGUUUUCCUUCCAUCUUACAGUUACGAGGAAGAGCUUUGGACGUACUGGACCACGGAGGGGUUGGUGGAUAAGAUCGCGAAGAAGAAAAAGAUUUUUCGUGAGCCCAGGUCGAGUGGAGAGGUAGAAGCUGUCCUCAGACAAUACGAGGAGUGCAUUCGAACCCAAGGCACCGAGAAUACUAGCCCGAAGGAUUCGUCAUGUAUGGUUGAUACUCGGAUAUUGAACAGGGUGACCGAUCGGUUUCCAGUGACAGGAGCAAUCCUACUAUGUGUAGUCGGAGGAAAGUUAAGCGAAGGGAUCAACUUCAGUGACGAGCUUGGCCGAUGUGUCAUUGUGGUAGGGUUGCCGUUUGCAAACAGGGGAGACCCACGGCUGCUGGAGAAGAUCAAGUAUGUCGAGAGUCUGCCGCCAGUGACAGAACUUGUGGGCGAGGAUUCCAAAUCCUCUCCGACACUGACGGGGGCCAAGGCUGGACAGGCGUACUAUCAGAAUAUGUGCAUGAAGGCAGUCAAUCAGUGCAUCGGACGAGCGAUCCGCCACAUCGCCGACUACGCUGCCAUUCUGCUUGUAGAUUCGCGCUACGAGGGCUCCAACGUCAGAUGCAAGAUCACUUCCUGGAUUCGCGAUAAGCUCACUGCUGAUUCUCCCACGAGCUUCGGCCCCUGCUACCAGGCACUUGCCAAGUUUUUCAAGAGUAAGUGCUGCCAGUGUCCGAAAGGCUCCGUCCUCUAA
Messenger RNA from Guillardia theta CCMP2712, 2595 nucleotides. RefSeq lists its product as hypothetical. Gene Ontology annotation, biological process: establishment of sister chromatid cohesion; nucleobase-containing compound metabolic process. NCBI's taxonomy places the organism in Eukaryota, Cryptophyceae, Pyrenomonadales, Geminigeraceae. Gene Ontology annotation, cellular component: nucleus. The transcript is spliced from 11 exons. The record is from RefSeq and is a predicted model, not a curated record. The coding region runs from base 1 to 2595 and encodes 864 amino acids. Gene Ontology annotation, molecular function: DNA helicase activity; DNA binding; hydrolase activity, acting on acid anhydrides, in phosphorus-containing anhydrides.